This is a messenger RNA of Dictyostelium purpureum, 570 nucleotides long. RefSeq lists its product as uncharacterized. The record is from RefSeq and is a predicted model, not a curated record. Bases 1 to 570 code for a protein of 189 amino acids. Lineage: Eukaryota; Evosea; Eumycetozoa; Dictyosteliales; Dictyosteliaceae. The transcript has a single exon.
AUGAAAUUAUUAAGUUUAAUUUUAUUUAUUACAGUUUUAAUAAAUUUUGCUAAUGCAAACAGCUAUCUUACUAUUAUUCCAAAAGGAAGUGAUAGCUGCGGUGAAACCUAUGGUGUUGGUUAUUAUCUCCCAAUGGGCACAUGUAUCAGUGUUAAUGAUUGGAAUUUAAGUAUAAAUCAAGUUAACGGCUCUCAUAUCCAAAUUUCCUAUUUAGGUCCAAAUUGCUCAAGUGACAGUCCAAUCAACUAUGCCUAUGCCAUCAAUGAAUGUGUUAAUUUCCAAUUUUUAGAUUCACCAUAUACCUUCUCAUCAAUUUUCUCAAUUUCAGAUUCAGUUCCAACCGAUGCUGUUGUUUAUAACUACUAUUACUAUAGCUACUACUGUUCUGGUCCAACUUACAGUAUUUUCUUUACAAAUGGCUUUUCAAAUAACUUUAGUAAAUUCAUGUGUGUUGAUAAAAAACCAGAAGUUUUCCUUUGCUCAGGUACCGGCGAUUGCACUCAAAUUGAUACAGAUGGUUGCACCAAUGGCAAAGGCGUUGAUAUGCCAUAUAGAGUUACCUGUAACUAA